Messenger RNA from Rhipicephalus sanguineus (brown dog tick), 1961 nucleotides. Its product is annotated as ubiquitin carboxyl-terminal hydrolase 47-like. Gene Ontology annotation, biological process: protein deubiquitination. The coding region runs from base 75 to 1886 and encodes 603 amino acids. Lineage: Eukaryota; Metazoa; Arthropoda; Arachnida; Ixodida; Ixodidae. The transcript is spliced from 13 exons. Gene Ontology annotation, cellular component: nucleus; cytosol. The record is from RefSeq and is a predicted model, not a curated record. Gene Ontology annotation, molecular function: cysteine-type deubiquitinase activity; protein binding; cysteine-type endopeptidase activity.
GGUGACCUUCCCGGAGAUUCUGGACCUCAACCAGUUUGUGCGUUCCGAGAGCGAGACCGACAGUCCCAGUGACGAUGCCGACACGACGGACAGUGGGUCGGCGCUCGACGAUGAGGCUUGCAGCGACCUCAACGUCAUCUGGUCCCAGCAGCAGCCGGCAGGCUAACGGGCCGUGCGAGGACAUGGGUAGCGACGACGAAGGCAUUGACGUGGGCAGCGGUAGCGGCAGCAACACGGAUGCCGCGGCCAACGCUCGCAACCUGAAGCGGAAUGUCGACACGGGUCCGUACAUGUAUGAGCUUUUCUCCAUCAUGGUGCACUCUGGGAGUGCCAGUGGCGGCCACUAUUAUGCCUACAUCAAGUCUUUUACAGAAAACCAGUGGUACUGCUUCAACGACGCCCAAGUGUCGCGAGUGACGUACGACGAGAUCCGCAAGACGUACGGCGGGGGGCCCAGUCGAGGCGGCUAUUACAUCAGCUCCUAUGCGAGCUCGACGAACGCCUACAUGCUCAUGUACCGUCGGGUGGACAAGGAACAGAACGCGGUGCCCAUGACACCCGACCAGUUCCCCGAGCACCUGAAGGUGCUGCUCGAGAACAUGCAGGAAGCCGAGGAGAGGGAGCGGCAGCAGAAGGAACUUGAUCGCUCCAUGUGCAAGAUCAAACUGUUCUGCCUUCACCCGCGCAAGCACACGAUGCAAGAGAUGCGGCUCAAGGUCCACAAGGACGCAUCACUUGCCGAGGCAACGCAGACGGCCCAUCAGAUCAUGAACCUGGGUGACGUGGUUCCGCUGGACUGCUGCCGCCUUGUGAUGUACGACGACUGCGCCGAAUCCCUGGAGUGCUCGCUGGAAGAGGUGGCCCACCAGACCAUGGGCCAGAUCCUGGGCGGCGUCAAGUCCACCUACCCUUUCGACCUCCUGCUGGAGACGCGAAAGCCCCACGAGACCUUCCAGCCCUACAAGAUAGGAGGAACAACGGUCAAGGUGCACAUUGUGAAUUUGGAGGCAAACGAGAUUGGGCGAGCGAUCGUAGUCCGCGGCCUCAAGACUCAGACGGUCGAGGAGUUCAAGGCUCAGGUGGCUCAGCAACUGGGUCUGCCUUCAAGCAACAUGCGCAUGGUGCUCGAGAACUACCACAACGGCCUUGAACUCCUCUGCGCACCUGGGCGCAUGCUCAGGUCUGAAGGCUUUGGCAAGAGCAAUACAAAGCUGCCCUUCAAGACAAAGUGUUUGCUGAAAAGGUUGAGCCGGGAGGCGGUGUACGAAUGCGUCAACGCAGUGCUGCACGCGGCUGCCGCGAAGCACCGCAGAUUCGUGGAGACGGUCGACCUGUUGGUCUGCCUCAAGGACUACAACUUCCAGAAAUACAAGCGCCUCAGCGGGGUCAUUAAGCUACCGCACUACCUGAAGCCGGACUUCCGCGGCUGCCUGAUCGGCGUGAAGGCAGAGCGCAAGGAAGCCCGGGCUGCCAACCUCGACUUCAUCGGUGUUCACGAGGUCAAGCUACUGCAUGCGCGACCCAUGCGGAUUAAAAGGCUCGCGGCGAGGUACGAUGGCUUCCUGGCUCGCGAGGCACACAUGAAGGUUCUCAACAAGAUCUUGCGGCCAAAUUUCGCCAAGAAAAGGAAGUGCAUCACGCCGGUUCUGCCGGGACAACCGCUGCGUGACGUAGUCAACGAGAUAAGGAGCAGCACCAUGCUGUGGAUGAAAACGGAUCCGGCAUUCGGCAUCUCCGUGGGUCACGUGAAGAUGGACGCCUACGAGCUGGCCGACAACGUCAUGGCUGUCGUGACGCAGAUCUUGAAGAAGCUUAGGCACGGAUGGGAGAACGUGCGCUCGCUGUGCAUCAAGUCCUCCAUGGGACCCACUUGCCAGCUGUACUGAUACCACUCGUGGGUGUGCCACAGAGCCGCCGAAACACGAAGUGCAAACUGGCAGCCAUGCAUAAAGAGCACGAGA